This is a messenger RNA of Durusdinium trenchii, 864 nucleotides long. NCBI's taxonomy places the organism in Eukaryota, Dinophyceae, Suessiales, Symbiodiniaceae. The record is from the annotation of a GenBank genome assembly.
AUGAAAUGGUCAACGUCAGUGCUAAGGGCAAUAGUUCGGGUUGCUUCGAUGCGGACCAUCUAUGCCACUGUAGGCACCUAUGGGCACGUGAAGGAUGCGAUCUUGGCUUCGCGAGGAAUCCGUGAGGAGCAGAGGCAUGCGUCCGUCAGCCUUUUGAUCUCCCGCAUGGCAGUUGAUUGGGACCGGACUUCUCCAAGUAUGCGGAAACCAUGGGGCUACAAGGAUGUCCUGAACCUUCACGCAGCGACCGGAGGUUUCCUUCAUUUCAUGGGGGUGCUCAAGGAGAAGGUUCCCCCUGCAGAGUUCGCAAAGCAUGAGACCAAUUUGAUGGAGCAAUUCAACCUUGGUGUGCUUGAUCCGGACGUGAUUCACGCCCUCGAAUGCUCUGUGCCCCCUGGAAACCUGGAGUCUGUUGGGUUCUUGAGGUACACUCUUGUUUUGGUUGAUGCCACAAUCUUCCCUGCGAACGCAGUGCAGCUGAAGAACGUGUUUGAUGUUAUGGCCCUGGUUCUCAAUAUGGGGCCGCAGAACAUCGCACAUGUCCAGAUGCCGAUCCUGCACACCAACACUACGACAAGUGCAGUGUUGAAACAUCGUCGCCAUGUUGAGGAUUCCAUUCUGGGCAAGAGUUUGGACAUGAACCAUUCACUAGCCUUGAACUUCGCGAAGCCGAACGACGGGAACUCGUCCGACAAGAGACGACUCAUCCAACAUUGCUUGGCAGUUGUGGGCGAUUCCAAAGCAAGCCCAUGGACUCCUCCAUCGGUGGUGGGCCCUGUGCCCCUCAUCCGAGUGGCAGACAUGUUGGGGUAUGAUGCGGACUCACGUCCUGGGGCAACCGCCCGUGCUGAGCAGAUUCUUUAA